AUUCGCAGUACGCCGCCGCCGCCGCAGCCACAUGCCUCUGCAACAGGUGACCUAUCGCGCGACGCGCACGACAUCCACGACUCGUAGGGCUUAAUUACACUUUACUUAAUUACAGACGAAACAACGUAGUAGUUGAAACAAAUAAUUUAAAAAUAAAUUUAAAAAAAUAUUCAAAGUUUUUGGUGCGUGGAAAAAACUUUUCGGUGUGUUUGUGUGAAUAUAAAGUGCGAAACAAACAAACUCGGCAAGACUUUUAAAAGUGACACUGGUGGUGUGUAGUGAGGCUUGAAUGUGAACCGGAGAAGAUCGAUGCCUGCAUCAACGAUGUUCUCGAAAUUCAAGAGCGGAAGCGGCGCGCAGAGCCCGCUCGAGACGAAUCCGAUCGGACAAUUCUUCGAAAUCGGCAAGCAGAUCGCCAGUGCCGGACCGGAACUUGUCUGGCGUAUUCAUGACGCUUACCGGAAAAGUGACGGAAAGGAAUGUUCAGUGUUUCUCUUCGAAAAGCGCUGCGCAGAGAAACUGCAUAAACCAAAACGCAAGGAAACAGUCACGGAAAUCCUCCGCUCGUCCGUGCGACAAUUGGAGCGCUUUCGCCACCCGAAAAUCCUGCACGUCCUGCAUCCGAUCGAGGAAUGCCCGGAGACGUUAGCGUUUGCGACGGAGCCCGUGUAUGCCAGUUUGGCAAAUGUGCUGGCGCAUCAUCAAGAAAUGAGCUCAAAUCAUGGGGUAGUUUGCCUCCGGGGCGUCGCAGGCGCCGCCUCCGUCACGCGACCUACCCACGCGAGGGAGUACAACUUUUUGGACAUUGAGUACAAAUACGGGAUUUUACAGAUAACGGAAGCGCUCUCCUUUCUGCAUUAUUCGGGUCAUGUGCUGCACAGGAACGUGUGUCCGGCGAGCAUCCUCGUCACCAAGAAGGGCACGUGGAAAUUGGCUGGACUCGAAUUCACAGAGAGGGUGAACGAUGUGGAUGGCGUUGAACCCGUGCCCUGUCAACCGUGGACGUCCAGAUUAUCGAAAAUGGCUCAACCCAAUCUCGACUAUACAGCCCCCGAAACGCAAACGCAAUCGAUAUGCAGCAUACUCAGCGACAUGUUCUCGCUGGGGAUGGUCAUCUGCGCGAUCUUCAAUCAGGGCCGGCCGCUCAUCCAGGCCCAGCACUCUAGCUCCAGCUAUUUGAAACAACUCGAAUUGUUAGAGGAUCAAGUUCACAAUAUACUGCCACGAGUGCCGAUACCGCUGCAGGAAGCGACGGUGCGCCUGCUCAGCAAGGACAGACAACGACCCACGGCGCAGUUGCUAUCGCUAAUCAAAUAUUUCAGCGAUCCGGCCGUGCACGCGUUGCAAUUUCUCGACGUCAUCAACAUGAAGGAUCCCACGCAGAAGGCACACUUUUAUCGCAGUACUCUCAAAGAAGCGCUACCCUACGUCCCAAAGAAAUUGUGGUAUCAGCACGUCUGGCCUUCGCUGCAGCAAGAGAUGAAGACGCAGGAGGUGCUCGCGGCAGUCCUGCAGCCAGUCCUCUACUUAAUUAACGAAUCCACAAUUGAAGAAUACGAACACAUCAUUCUUCCGUCCUUUAGGAGUGUAUUUUCAACACCAAAGUCUGUCCAAGCGACCGUAACGCUUUUAGAAAAUUUACACAUCAUCUUAGAGAAAACACCGCGUGAUGACAUCCGCACAGAAGUUCUGCCGAUGUUAUACAGUGCUUUCGAAAGUACCACGAUACAAGUACAAAGUGCAGCACUAGUCGCAGUGACGAACGUCUCUGAAUACCUGGAUGAAAUGGCGAUCCGACGGAUGAUUCUACCAAAAACAAAGAUGAUCUACGAGAAGAACCAGAACGACUUGAAGAUCGUCUCCAACGUAUUGUCGUGCGUUGAGCGCACGCUAGAUAGAUUAGAUAAGAGUCAAAUUAUCGACGAAGUAUUGCCUUUACUCUAUGACAUCCGACUGUCUGAUCCGAUAAUCACACUACGAGUAGUCAAUAUUUAUCGACUAAUGCUUAGUGAUAAGAAAUACGGACUCUCUGUAAAUCUGAUGGCAACAAAGGUGAUGCCCAGCUUGCUCCCACAAACAGUCAACCCCUCGUUGAACCUCGAGCAGUUCACGAUGCUAUUGGAAGUUCUCCAAGAGAUGCUCGACCAGAUCGACCGCAAUCAACGCAACAAACUCAAACUCGACAACCUGUCUCUGCCAAGUCCAGAGCGGCACCGCCCGCUGCGUCACCAAUACAGUUCGGAUAACAUGCACGUACCACCCUUCAACAUCCCCAAUUUACGUGUGGAACAGCGUAAGACUUCCAGUGCCGAAGACAUGGCCCGCAAGAACUCGGCAGGUGGAUGGGGUAUGUUGGGUGGUUGGUGGUUUGGUGGAUCACCUUCAUCGCCCGAUAGUAACUAUCUGAAGGUGAGCAACGCGUUCCCCAACCGUCGACUUUCGGACAACACGUUGAUGACACCCAAGAUACGCAUCGCACCUUCAUGCGCCAGCUCCCCGGGUGGUACCCCUGGUGGCGGGUUGCCUAUCCGACGACAUUCCAGUAUUGGUCCGCAGGAACGACGCGGAUCCACCGUGAACCUCUCACCACCAACGGGUGCCAUAGGGUACAGCUCUGUGUCCCGCGAGGGCUCGAGCAUAUCGGUGCCGUCGUCGUAUCUUGCACGGAGCAUGAUAGGCGGUUCGAUGCCCAACACGAGCAGCAGCGUACCCUACCUGCUAACGAGCAGCAUGCAGAACAUCCGGUCGCGGCGGCCCUCGGCGAUGUCCGCGCUGGGCGGGUCGCAGGGCUCGGGCCUGCUGCAGCAGCUUGGCUCCGGCAUGGACUCGAAUUUCGAUUCGAACUACUUCCAACGCAUUCUGCGCGAACGCAAAUUUUACAGAGGCACCUACACGCGCCCGAUUGCGUCGAACGAUCUGGCUUACAUGAACUAAUCUGGGCGCCACCAUCGCUUUUUUUUGUACAAACUUUAUUAUAAAGGCAUGUGAUUCCCCCUUUGUACAGGUCCGGUCAUUCGACUUGCAUGCGAGCCGAUCAAUUUUCACUGCACACCAUUUAAAAUCAACUUAAAUAUUUUAAGCGUUUAAAGGUUCAAGCAUCACAUAAUUUAAACGACUUUUAAACAAAUUCUAAACUAAAAAUAAUUUGAAUGUUGCCACCAUCAUAUCAUCAGAAACAUCCGAAAUACACGAAAUUUGUUGACAUUAUGUGCUGCUUUCGAAAUGAUUGCUGUAGAAUCCAUCUAUAAAUAUUGCUGCAUUGAAAAAUCGGUUGAGAGUAGUGUUGAUUGUGCAUCAAUCAUUUUGAUAUGUGCCAAAAACAUGAAACCAAAAUAAAUCUAUGUAAAUGUAUGGGCUGGAAGACUGUAUAAACGUCGACCAGCCGCCAUCGCUGAAUAGCGAGCGCGCCAGCCGGCCUCAAAAACCCGCGGAGCACGCUCGUUCUAAUCGGAUGGUUUUGUUUUCUCUGUGUGAUGUUCCAGUACCAGCUAUUUGCCGGCCGGCAGUAAACGCGCGCCCGCCGACCGCCCUCCGCCCGAAACCAUCACCACCACAACCAACUCACCAACUCUUAAUAACAAUAAUAACAAACAAUUACGUCUCUCUAUCCGAGCACCAUCCACCAAUCAGAUCUCAUGUUGCACCAUUGUGUUUCGCAUCCGUUUGUUUGUGCCGUCAGUUUUCAGCCGCCAUCAUUGUUCGCACCUCUGGCAGCAAAAGGAGGAGAAGACGAGCUGUCGCUGCUUCUUCACGGUGGAUUAAUGGCAAUCCCUCAACGACAAUCAUGCUACUGCACAGAAUCACGGAUACAGCUUGUAAAUAUUAUUCAAAACUAUACAUCAUGGUAGACAACCAUGUAUACAUGCAUACACCUAACCUUACAUUAGUGCUAUUGGAAUGCAAUCCUUGAUUGAGAAUGAAACAUUUGCGAGCUUAACAUGACUUUUAAAAAAUGAAACGACAAUCACCCGAAAAUUAUUGCAAAUAGUCAAUUCAAUAAUUCCAACCAGACAGCAAUCAAAAAUUGUUCAUAACUAAACUAAAUAGUUUCUAACCUUAAAAAAAAAACACUAAAAAUUGUAAAUUGUAAAGUGUUCCUUUCGUCCAGCGCACUGCUGAUGGCACACAGUAUAAAAUGUAAAAUGUACUCCAGUCCUCAAUUCAAAUUGAACGUGUUUUUAUCAAAUGUGCCCUCAAUAACUAUUAAUUAAUUACGAGAAUAAGCAACAACAUAUUAACAUACAAACAAUUUCACAUCAAUAUCUCUUCUUUCAAAGUACAUUCCUAGACAAUCUCUUACAAAUCACGUUUCAAUAAUGAUAAUUAAUGAUAUUCUAAUCGUGCAUUUAACUAAAUCAGAAGUACUCACACACAGAAAGCAUAUAUAUAUGACCUAGUCAAGGAGGAAGAUUGAAGAGAAGAUAUAUUUAACGAAAACAAAUGAAUAUUUUUUCA
This is a messenger RNA of Dalotia coriaria, 4455 nucleotides long. RefSeq names its product SCY1-like protein 2. The record is from RefSeq and is a predicted model, not a curated record. NCBI's taxonomy places the organism in Eukaryota, Metazoa, Arthropoda, Insecta, Coleoptera, Staphylinidae. Gene Ontology annotation, biological process: protein phosphorylation. Gene Ontology annotation, molecular function: ATP binding; protein kinase activity.